This is a messenger RNA of Solea solea (common sole), 4048 nucleotides long. RefSeq names its product glutaminase kidney isoform, mitochondrial-like. The record is from RefSeq and is a predicted model, not a curated record. Gene Ontology annotation, biological process: L-glutamine catabolic process. The transcript has 18 exons. Gene Ontology annotation, molecular function: glutaminase activity; protein binding. NCBI's taxonomy places the organism in Eukaryota, Metazoa, Chordata, Actinopteri, Pleuronectiformes, Soleidae. Bases 113 to 2002 code for a protein of 629 amino acids.
UCCCAUCAUCCGACUGAGGAAACCGUUACACGACCGUCACCGCUCAUCCACAGUCCUGACUGGGUUUAACAGGAGCUAUUCCCACCUCACAGUUUACUCUACGGGGUUGAAAAUGUUAAAUUUUCGGUCCACGGUCGCCUUUAACGAGUUGUUUCAGACCCAGCUGAAGCGUCCGUUCACAUGCAGCAGAGUCGGCGUGAAAGCGGCACCUGCAGCCGCCGCCUGCUUCAGCAGCGGGGCGUCGGAUGGGAGGUCGCCGGGCAGAGGGAGGGCAUUUGCCGGGUGGAGAGCCCCACAGCACUUGACCAGAAAACACGGAGUGAGGAGCUUCUGUGACAAAGGCGACGCCUCCAAUGAUGCUUCCAAAGACUCCUCAUCGGAGAAGAGAAGGAAGGCAGGCAUCCUGCCCAGUCUGGAGGACCUGCUUUUCUACACCAUCGCAGGGGGCCAGGAUAAAAUCCCUGCACACAAAUUCACCACAGCUCUCAAAGCUACGGGGCUUCGCACAGGAGACCCUCGGCUGAAAGAAUGUAUGGAGAUGCUGAAGGUGACCUUGAAGACGACCUCCGAUGGAGCACUUGACAGACACCUCUUCAAGAAAUGUGUCCAGAGCAACAUUGUUCUGCUCACCCAGGCCUUUCGGAAGAAGUUUGUCAUCCCCGACUUCCAGCCCUUCUGUGGCCACAUCAACGACCUCUUUGAAAAUGCAAAAAACAUGUCCGGAGGGCAGGUGGCAGACUACAUCCCCCAGUUGUCCCGCUUCAGUCCAGACCUGUGGGCCGUGUCCCUGUGCACCGUAGAUGGACAGAGGCACACCGUUGGCGACACCAAGGUGCCCUUCUGUCUGCAGUCCUGCGUCAAGCCGCUGAAGUACUCCAUCGCCGUCCACGACCACGGCACCGAGUACGUCCACCGCUUCAUCGGCAAAGAGCCCAGCGGCCUGAGGUUCAACAAGCUCUUCCUGAAUGAGGACGAUAAACCACACAAUCCCAUGGUUAAUGCUGGUGCGAUCGUGUGUACCUCCCUCAUUAAGCAAGGAGCAAGCAACGCGGAGAAGUUUGACUAUGUCAUGAACUUCAUGAACAAACUGGCAGGAAACGAGUACGUGGGCUUCAGCAACGCCACUUUCCAGUCUGAGCGCGAGUCCGGAGACAGAAACUUUGCCAUCGGCUACUACCUGAAGGAGAAGAAGUGUUUCCCAGAGGGAACGGACAUGACCUCCAUCCUCGACUUCUACUUCCAGCUGUGCUCCAUUGAGGUGACCUGUGAGAGCGCCAGUGUCAUGGCCGCAACUCUGGCCAACGGAGGCUUCUGCCCAAUCACAGGCGAGCGCGUGCUGAGCCCCGAGUCGGUGCGAAACACCCUGAGCCUCAUGCACUCCUGCGGCAUGUACGACUUCUCCGGACAGUUUGCUUUCCACGUCGGUCUGCCCGCAAAGUCUGGAGUCGCCGGUGGUAUUUUACUGGUCGUACCAAAUGUGAUGGGCAUCAUGUGUUGGUCUCCUCCUCUGGACAAGCUGGGCAACAGUGUCAGAGGCAUCCAGUUCUGCACGGACCUGGUUUCGCACUUCAACUUUCACAACUACGACAAUCUGAGGCACUUUGCUAAGAAACACGAUCCUCGCAGGGAAGGCGGAGACCAGAGGGUGAAGUCGGUGAUCAACCUGCUGUUUGCUGCGUACACUGGAGACGUUUCCGCUUUGAGAAGGUUUGCUUUGUCCUCCAUGGACAUGGAGCAGAGGGACUACGACUCCAGGACGGCGCUGCAUGUGGCGGCUGCUGAAGGGCACGCUGAGGUGGUUCGCUUCCUUCUGGAGGCCUGUAAAGUCAACCCCGUUCCCAAAGACAGGUGGGGGAACACGCCGAUGGACGAGGCCGUCCACUUCGGCCACCACGACGUGUUGACCAUCCUCCGCGAUUACCACAACAAGUACAGUCCUCAGGAGAACCCCACAGACAAGCAGAACCUGGAUGCGGAGAAGAACCUGGAUGGUAUGCUCUGAAAAGAAAAGUGAGGAAACGUAGCGUUAAAGUCAAGUCUAGACGGUGAGAAAGGAAAACAACAAACAGGACAGGGAACGGUUCAAAGCAUUAAAACAGCAAAGAAAUCUCUAUAAAUGCUCCUUAAACACAGAGAAGCCUACGUGUUUAAAGCUGCUCCUGGUGUUGUUAGUGGAUGUUGUUAGUUCUCAUUUCUCCUUCUGUAUUUUGUCGUCAAUUUUGUAGACUUGUAGGGAAAGUUGAUGGACUCCUCAUCAUCAUCACCACACUGUGGUGGUGUGUGUGUGUGUGUGUGUAUCCCACUCCUCCUCCUCCUCCUCCUCCUCCAAACACUUUGCAGUGUUUCUUACACGUGCGUGGUAUUUAUUUAUCUAUUUAAGAUAAACUGUAAAUUAUUGUACUGUGUGUGUGUGUGUGCGUGUGUAUUCCUGAGGUCGACGUGGGUCUGUGUAAAUAAGUAUAGAUGUAUAGCUGUAGUCUAGUGGAUUCAUCUUUGAACACACAAGUGUGUGACGUAGUUUUCACUAAAACUCUAAAAUGUAUUUUUUUGUCUUUGAACUUGGAACUAAGACGCGACGAGUGAAAAGCCAAAGUUCAGCUUGUUUAUCGAUUGUCGUCGAAAGAGAUCAACGUUUGUACGUAGCCACUGCGAUAACUGCCAGACGCUUAAUUACCACAACAAAUUUAAAUAUAGCUCAUUUUCAUUUCACGCUUUAACAGAAACGAGAUUUCUGUGUAUGCACUUAAAAAAAAAAAAAAAAGCUAAUAAUGCACAUUGUGUUUAUUUUUUUAUCUUUUCUGUAAAAACUGUCAUACUUGAAAGAUUGUUUCAGAGAUGAUUGUAAGUGUGUUGGAGUUUUGAAUCAGCUGAUCGAUCGUCAAUGAAGAUUCUGCUCACAUUGGUCCUCAUUUAUCAAACUUGGUCUAAAUAUCACGCUCAUAAAAUGUGCUUUUGAUGAAUGUGGCUCCCUCCCACAUAUCCAUGGUUUCAAGACCUCGCUCCUUUUAAGUUUACGAUCCUGAAUUGUGGUAAUAUAACCAAGUAGAGUUGUGUCCCAGUCUGAAAGUAAGCAUCAUAGAAUCGGAAUUUUAAAAGAUAACGUGGUUAUUUUAUAUUAUAUUGUUUAAGUUAUUCAUUUGUGAUAUUGAAUGAGUCAUCAUAUGUUAAAGAGUUCUGGAUUGGCCGUGAAAAUCACCGCCAAAAAGGUCAGACCUCAGUUGGGCACAGACCUGUUUCUGAGCUGAUAAAUGCGAUAAAUGAGUACACCCACUUCUUUGGUGUACGCACAUUUGAUAAAUGAGGGCCACUAAGAGCAGUGGACAACGUGUUUAUCCCUUUGAUCAGGAAGGAGCACUUGAAUCCAUUUGUUUAUUAAAGCUAUAUGUGCAUAACUUUCAAACAUAAACAAAAUGUCUGUUACAUUCAAACCGGUCAGUAUCGCGGUGUUUCACCCAGUGACAUUCCUGCUGCGCUGCACACAGGAAGUGUUGUAUUUUUUUAUAUGGAUACAGUAUAUAAAAAACCCUUUCAUUCUCAUUCAGCAGUUUGAUGGGAUAAACUCUUCUUGUCCCCGUCCGCCCCUGCUCUGCCGCUGUAUACACACAAACACUCCCUCACUCAGGUCUGAUAAUAGAACACUGUCGACAAAGACCAAACAGAGGAAGAUUAAUCACAAUAAAAAAGCACCACAUGUUACGCACUGCGACUUUUGGGUUAAAACGUGGAUUUAAAAAAAAAAAAGAAAAGAAAAGCACAACACUGCAAUGUUUAAAUUAAAAAUGCAAUACAGUAGAAAUGUAAUCAUGAUCGUCAGAUUCCAUGUGAUUCCUUUGAUAUGAAGUCGUGGUGAAGAGAUUUGAAAACGAUGUUUGUUUGUUUAUUUGUUUGUUUGUGUCUGUGCAGCAGCUGCGACUGAAGUUUACUGAAUGUAACGUGGUCGGUGUCGCUUUCUUUCUUUUUAUUGUAUAAUUACGCUGUCGCCGAGUGCGGCAGUGCAGAUAUUUAUUCACAGUUAAAAACACUGAAUAAAAGUUAGAAGAAAAGAAAA